UCACAACAAACACGGACCGUGUUUUCGACGGACAACAACAAGACGGGGAAGCUAACUGCUAGCCGUGUAGCGCAUACCCGACACAACUUUGUGAAAUACUGCUUAUACAGUAGCUGUCAUUCGGACCUUUGUGGUUAAAGGGUCUCAGUAGGCGGAUAAAUGUCUGAUGCAUCAGAACUUCCUAAAAGUAAAGAAGAGGAGGAGGUUACACCUGAACCAGAGGAACCAUCCGACGACAGCAGCGAGGAAGAGGCAGCAGGAGACACAGAAAUGGAUUUCCUGCGUAACCUGUUCUCCAGCACUCUGGGCCUCGGCUCUGCGGACAAAGUUCUGGACGAGCUGACUCUGGAUGGAGUGGCGCGGUACAUAAAGAGCGGCAAAUGUAAAAACAUCAUCUGCAUGGUUGGAGCAGGGAUAUCCACAUCGGCUGGAAUCCCUGAUUUCCGGUCACCAGGGACGGGCCUGUAUGCAAACCUGCAGAAAUAUAACCUACCGUACCCAGAGGCCAUCUUCCAGAUAGAUUACUUUAAGAAACAUCCGGAGCCGUUCUUCGCCCUGGCCAAGGAGCUUUACCCCGGACAGUUCAAGCCGACGAUCUGCCACUACUUCAUGAAGAUGCUGAAGGACAAGGGGCUCCUGAAACGCUGCUACACACAGAAUAUUGACACCUUGGAGCGAGUCGCCGGGCUCGAAGGAGACGACCUGAUCGAAGCUCAUGGAACGUUUUACACAUCCCACUGUGUCAGCUUCUGCUGCCGCAAGGAGUACAACCUGGACUGGAUGAAAGAAAAAAUCUUCUCUGAUGACAUUCCCAGAUGUGACAAGUGCAGCAGUUUGGUCAAGCCAGAUAUAGUCUUCUUUGGAGAGAACCUGCCCGUCCGGUUCUUCACUUCAAUGAAGAUGGACUUCCCUCGCUGUGAUCUUCUCAUCGUCAUGGGGACGUCUCUGCAGGUGCAGCCGUUUGCAGGUCUAGUCGGCAGGGUCUCGAAAAGUUGCCCCAGACUGCUCAUCAACAUGGAGAAGGCAGGGCAGGCUGAUCCUCUGUUCGGGUUGCUUGGUUUUGGAGGAGGGAUGGACUUUGACUCAGACAAGGCGUACAGAGACGUAGCUCACAUCAGCACAUGUGAUGAUGGCUGUUUGGCUCUAGCCGACCUGCUGGGAUGGAAGGUGGAGCUGGAGGAGCUGGUGAAGCAGGAGCACGCCCAGAUCGACAGUCAGGACAAGAAGGAGAAGGCCGGCGGGAAGAGCGAAGCUGCCAAGUCGAGCUCAGCGUCAGUGGCACCAGAACCCAAAAAGGAAGAGUAACUGAUUAAGGAGCUCUCUCUUUUUUAAAUUAAGAACUACUGUAGUGCUGUCACAGUGUGGAGUUCGCCCAUGAAGGCAGAUCAUGAUUCCAGGGUUUCUGUUUGAAAGUGAAGCUUUGACGAGCGUCUGUCACACUCAAGUUUUAAUCUGCGGACAUUUUAUUCCUCUGAACAAAUUCCCAUGACAUCCCUGUGUUUGAAGGCCGAUUUAUACCUCUGUGUUGAAUCAUCACUGUAGCACUGUAGUACACGACAUCUCCAACGACGUAGAAACUCAACUCAAGCCCCUUCUUACGCAGAAAUUGCGCUUUAGUGGAGUAAAGAUGAUGCUGGACCAGGAACUAACUUAGCAUGUCAGCAUGUUAGCAUGUUAGCAUGUUAGCUCUUCCUGUUCCCUCGUCCCAGAGUCAGUGUGUUUCUGGUUAAAUGUCUGAAAUAAGGUCUGUGGUUUUAACACAAGCUCAAGACAUUUUCAGGUUUUAUUCUCCGACAUAAAAUGGGUCAGUAAAUCCCCCACUCCUGAUGUUUGAAGCUUUUACGUGUCUUAAAAAAGGCGGUUGCUAACGAGUGUCUAAAUGAGACUACAGAGGUUGUCGGGGACGUUAACAUGAAAACCCAUCUACUCACCAGUCCACCUUUACAGCCUCGUUGUGUUUCUACUCACGCUCUUUCAAACUCUCACUAACUUUCUAAGAAGAAAGGCUUUUGUAGAAGAGCUUACUUUAUUUCUGGAGAUUGGAUUGAGGCUUCAAACAUCAGAUUAGCUUGUUGAACAAAAGGUUUAAGUAUCAUAAACCUUUGAUGGUCACAGUUUAUUUUCUGUAAAAAUCCAAAAACCUGUUAAAAAAUCUCAUCGGCCUUUUGUGGAGGGAACCAGACUGAUGCUAACUUCAGGGUUGGACUACAAAAAUUUGUCGUCCCUGCACCGAUCUGUUCCACCUUUUAUUAAACAGAACAGCAAGGUGGAAAAAUCGUGCAAUACUUCCACCUAAAAACCGCACCACCCCCUAGUGUUUUGUCGGUGUAAUUGCAGACACAACGUUGAUCCAACACAGACGUAUAAACCAAGCUUUACACUUUUGUUCAUAUCAGUUGUUUGCACUUUAAUUGCAUUAAUAUAUCCUGCAGUAGCUCAGUUCUGUCUCAGGUGUAUAUUUCCUCCUGAGGCAGUCGACUUUAUGCAUUUUACUGCAACAGACAGCGGCGUUGUUGCUGUUCGUCUUUAUUUUACAUCUCAUACAGGCAGUGUGAUCCUGACCUGAUGACACUACACUGCGCACAAGCUCGAAAUAAUGUUUCCAAACUAAUCAUUGAACACUUCAGCUCUUCACUGAUUCCUGUUUAUGCUUCCUCAAAAGAUAAUCCGGCUGUUGUCAGGUUUAUCUGUCAUCUUUUUCCCCUCGAACCAAAAGUGAUUUUAUUUAUCCCCAAAACAAAAGAACGUCCUGAAAGGUGAGCUGAGGCAGUUACAACUAAAUAUAACAAGAUAACUGGUUAUGUGAAUGUCUUUAUUAACUGAGGAUGUUUUUCAUGUUAACUUUCAGCUCCUGUUUCUGUAAUUUCUUUUAACAUAACGCUCUCUCUUAAUAUUACAAAACUGCAAACAUGAUGCACAGAAUAUAACUUUGCUCGCUCCAUUUCCAGGACUUCAGUUGGUCCUUCGCUGAUUUUGCUUUUUAAAUCUUUGGGGACGUGAAUUUAUAAAAUAGGGUGUAAUUUAACAUAAGAAGAUCGUUCCAUGGGGAACUAUUUGGGUCGUAGCUGUAAGAGCAUGAAUUGUUGCAUUAUGAAAUUAAAAAAAAAAACAUACAGAGGGUGGAAACAAUAAGAAGAACAUCUGUAUAAUAUUAUGGAAACAAUACAAACACCCUGCAAUAAAGUUUAACUUUGUAAAGCUGA
Messenger RNA from Lates calcarifer (barramundi perch), 3203 nucleotides. RefSeq names its product sirtuin 2 (silent mating type information regulation 2, homolog) 2 (S. cerevisiae) (gene sirt2). The record is from RefSeq and is a predicted model, not a curated record. The transcript has 16 exons. Gene Ontology annotation, molecular function: NAD+ binding; histone deacetylase activity, NAD-dependent. NCBI's taxonomy places the organism in Eukaryota, Metazoa, Chordata, Actinopteri, Centropomidae. Bases 160 to 1305 code for a protein of 381 amino acids.